CAUUACAAGGACAAAGGAAAGAUUUCACGUGGAGAGUAUUGGUCAGGAAGGGUUUGUUGUCCUUUACCCCAAAGUGAGACAUGUAGAAGAACGUGCGUAACCGCAACGUCUUUGGAAGAACUUACUUACAAUCAAGGUUGUCGACAAAGCGACGAGUUGGCCUUCUUCAGUUGUCUCGAACGUCAAAGCAUCGGAGAAAUGUGUUGUGCUCACGCAAGAACAAAUGAAUGCAGAAAUUCCUGCUUCGAAAUUUUCAAAAACCAUUUAACGCCCACAAGACAACAACGUAAUGCCGUGGUUGAAACCUGUCAAUACAACAGUCCAAAAGUGUUAAACUGCGUCAAAAACUAUACCAAAGUUACACCGGUUGAUAACAUACACAAACAUUUACAGUGCUGUGAUAAAUCAAACAAGAGUAAAUGCCGAGAAGUUUGCAAAAACGUACUUACCUCAGACUCAUCAUCUCAGGAGAUCAUUGACAGUUUACAAAUAGGAGGCUGUGGACCGCCUCUUUUACAGGACCACUUCUGGCAAUGUUUUCUUAAACCGGAAUUAAACGUAGCUGUCGCAGCUGCAUCUUCCUCUAAACUAUCCAGAAUUGAUCGCGUAGGAAUGGAUUCUGCAAAAUGGCAUUGUUGUCAAAGAUCAUCGAGCAACCAGUGCCGAAAGUUAUGUUCACGAACGUUCACUAAAGAUUGGACCACGUCUUGGGACGAAUUUCAUAUUAAAUGCCUUAGUCAUAAAGGAGAAGAUGAACUUCGAAGUUGUAUUGAAGAGGUUGACGAACCAUGUGAAUUGGGUUGUGAUGGUUUAAAUUUCUGUACAAACUUCAAUAACCGACCCACCGAGUUGUUUCGGUCUUGUACCCCUGAAGCAGAUGAGGCCGCAAGAAAUGAUUUUACAUUGUGGCAAAGCCAUAACGAGCUAGCUCUACCAGGUCUUUCCUUACCGCUAAAAAAUAUAUCACAAUGUUCUCCGGAUACUUGGAAAGCUGUAGCUUGCACGCUUCAAAUAAAACCAUGUUCUCGUCACGAUCCAAGCGAUGCACUUUUGUGUCGCGACGUUUGUCUUCAAGUGCUAACACGUUGUGCCGAUUGGCAUGCCGUUUCGCCUGAACACACUGCUGAGUCUGUGUGUAAUGCAUUAUCACCUUCUAAUAAUAAUAAUAAUAUUGAUCUAUCAUGCGUACCACUACAAAAGUACCUACAUCCAUCCGAAAACAAUUACCAAAGAGUAGACGGACAAGUGUCAUUUCCAUGCAAAGGUGAUCCGUGUGAACCCAAUGAGACUUGCACAGUAAAAAAUUAUAACGAAUGUACGAAAGAUGGAGGUGGUUUUUGCCGAAAGACACUUCCUGGAUAUACCUGUACUCCCGGCUGCAAACUAGGAGAGGUAUCUGAGUAUGCUGUUCCCUCUGGAAUAUUCGUACGAAUCCCUAUUCCGAACAAUCCUAAGGGAUGUUUAAAAAUAUGUCAGUGUUCUGAUAAGGGGAGGUUCGUGGAUUGUCGGCCGCUUCCGUGUGUUCAAUUAAACAAUUGUUGGAUGGGUGAUGGUCAACAAAAGGAGCAUGGAAGCACGUUCGAAUUGGAUUGUAAUACUUGUAGCUGUUUUGCAGGAGAGAUUGUUUGCAGUAAAAAGCAAUGCCACUUAUCAACCAAUGAUGAAAAUCACGAUCUUACAGAAAAUUCUGCAAUCACAUACACAACACUACCCUGCAAUUGCCCACCACAUUAUGUUCCCGUUUGUGGACGAAACGGAGUAACCUACCCUUCGUCCUGUUUAGCCAAAUGUGCUGGCUUAAACGACGGAGACUUGGACUACGGAAGCUGCGGCGAUCCUUGCAAGAACCAUCCUUGUCCUAUCGGUCAUAAAUGCAUCUCUAAUCCGCAGAUUUGUUUGUCAUUAAAGCAUAAACCGUGUCCGCAAUACCAAUGCAUUAAUGGUACAGCCAAUUGCAAAGACCUUCCAUUCGAACCCGUAUGUGACAUAGAUAAUAAAGAAUACGGAAACGCAUGCCUCCUAGCACAUCAUAGUGGUAAACUAGCUUACAGAGGUCCUUGUUUAAAGAAAUGUCGUUCGUUGGGAGAAGUUUGCGGUAUAAAUGGUCGCACCUAUACUUCAGAGUGCGCAGCUUGGAGCGACUUUACUUCGGUAGACUAUAAGGGGCCCUGCGUUGCUGUAGGACUCAUGUCUAAUGGUAACAAUCCUGGUCCACGGCAAUGUGAUGAGUCCAUCCAAUGUACGCCCCUUCCUGAUAUUACAUGUUUCGGUACUACUCCACCUGGUGCCUGUUGUCCCAUUUGUGCAGGUGCAAUUAGAAUCUUAUAUUCCAAAAAACAAGUUGACCGUGCAUUGUAUAUUUUUUUGCAAGAACAACGUUCGGCUUCAUCCCUUACACUACAAGCGACACUUAAAGCCCUUGAAAGGCAAGUCCAAGUAGCACAAUGUGUUCUCAGAGGCUACCUAACUAUCGAACUUGACAUAUUUAUUUUAGUUCAAACAACUGAAAAAUAUCCAUCUGAAUUACAAUUAGAAGCAUGUGUUCAAGAAGCGGAAAAAAUUGCAAACUUGAUUAACCGGCAGAGUCCAAGAAUAGCUAGCGAGCUCAGUUUAAGUUCAUUAAUAGCCGCUACUGUUGUACACUCCCGAUUUGCUACUUCUCGUGGCUGGGCCGUGGGAGUAAGCAAAAAUCUAGUCCUAGUUUUCAGUACGAUCUUCGUUGCCAUAACGUUUUUUUAAAAACAUAAAAAGUACAGUGUGUAGAUGCAUUUCCAAUUGUAAAUUUUACAUUCUGCGCAACCUACUUGACAAAUCAAAUUAUAUUUAUAAGCAUAUUUGUUAUAUUUGUUGUCAGAUAAGAGCUAAUGGAGAUGAAAUGGUAAUUUGUAAGAUAUAUUAUUUAUAUCCAAAGAUUUUAACUCACAUAUGCGUAGAUUCUAAGGUAAGUAAUUUUGAACGCCAUCCUUAUAUUUUUUUCUGCAGGCUUCUUGUCAUUCUAUUCCAUAACAUAAUAAAAUAAUAACUACUGAAAUCAUUGUUUUACAAAAAAAAAAGAAACAACAUUCAACACUAACAUUAGUGCGUUCUUAAAUUAAAUAUAAAUGAGAAGGAAAUGCUAUAAUAUUGCUAUAAAAUGACGGAAAAUAGUUUCAAAUGAAUGUUUAGAAAGUAGAUUAGAACGUAAGCAAUGCUAAUGAAUAGGUACCUAAUAAGUGAAAUUCCUUAUUCCAAAAACGAACAAUUAGUCUGUUUCGUAACUAAUCACUCAACUACGGCAAAAUCAAAAUAAAGGUAGGACGUCAUUAUAUAUCGGUAUAAUUGUAUGUAUUAAUAUUUACUUUAUUUAUUAAUUUUCAGUCUAGAAAUGUGUCAAUCUUGAUGAAUAAAUAUCGUUAGGAAAAACGUUUAUUCUCUAAACUGACAAUUCCGUUUCGCUUACAGGUUCAAUUUUUUUCAAACUACAUCUGUUAACCAGUAAUUGUUCUCCCAGAUGUCUCGAAUGACAUAAUAUUCUUAAGAUGUAGAAACAUUAACUCAAAACGCACAGCUGUA
This is a messenger RNA of Agrilus planipennis (emerald ash borer), 3552 nucleotides long. It is a transcript of the gene Reck, whose product is annotated as reversion-inducing cysteine-rich protein with Kazal motifs. Lineage: Eukaryota; Metazoa; Arthropoda; Insecta; Coleoptera; Buprestidae. The transcript is spliced from 7 exons. The annotation marks the transcript as partial. Gene Ontology annotation, molecular function: metalloendopeptidase inhibitor activity; protein binding. The record is from RefSeq and is a predicted model, not a curated record. Gene Ontology annotation, cellular component: plasma membrane. Gene Ontology annotation, biological process: extracellular matrix organization.